GGCGACGUUUCGAAUCUCUCUCUCUCUCUCCCCUCUGGUGUGGCUAUUUAACUUCCGGUUUCUCACACCCCAAUCUUAAGUCACACACACUCGAGCAAAUUUCCGAGUUCUGAUUUCCAUUUUCGGAUUCCAAUCUCAAAUAAUCUGAAAAUGUUUGGCUUCUCAGAAAUGCAAUCAUCGGCGUCGACUCUGUUCUCGGCAUACGCCUCUCUUGCCGCGUCGAUGAUGUUAGUCCGAUCAAUGGCCAACGAGAUCAUCCCCAAUCCAGUCCGAUCCUACAUCCAAUCGGCGAUUCACUACCUCUUCACUCCUCUCUCCACUCAGCUCACCGUUAUCGUCGACGAGCACUGCGGACUCACUCGUAAUCAAGUCUACGAAGCCGCAGAGAUAUACCUCGGCACCAAAAUCAGCCCCAACGCUGAGCGAUUCAAAGUUCACAAAACUCCGAGACAGAAAAACCUCAACAUCAGCAUCCAGAAAAACGAAGAGGUAGACGAUACCCACCAGAACGUUCAGCUGAAAUGGAGAUUCGUCUCCGUUGAGCCUCAGGACCGGCAUACUGGAGAAAAAAGAUUCUUCGAGCUCACUUUUGACAAGAAAUUCAAAGAAAAAGUGUUGAGCGAGUACUUACCCUUUGUUCUGGCUAAGUACAAGGAGAUAAAGGAUAAUGACAAGGAAGUGAAGCUCUAUGCCAUGAAUUGUCUAUACGAUUAUGAUGAGGGUGGGGGAGGUGGGGUUUGGGGUUCGGUCAAGUUGGAGCAUCCGUCGACGUUUGAGACUCUUGCGAUGGAUAAAGAGAUGAAGAAGGCGAUAAUCGAUGAUUUAGAGAGAUUUGUGAAGAGAAAAGAGUUUUACAAGAAGGUUGGGAGGGCUUGGAAGAGGGGGUACUUGUUGUAUGGGCCUCCUGGGACUGGGAAAUCGAGCUUGAUUGCGGCGAUGGCGAAUUAUUUGAAGUUUGAUAUAUAUGAUUUAGAGCUUACAAAUUUGUACUCGAACUCGGAAUUGAGGAGGAUUUUGGUGUCCACUACGAAUCGGUCGAUCAUUGUGAUCGAGGACAUCGAUUGCAGUGCCGAGAUGCAAGAGCGGCAGUUGGGGAAUGACUCUUCCAACACCAAGUUGACACUGUCGGGGCUAUUGAACUUCAUAGAUGGAUUGUGGUCGAGCUGUGGAGAUGAAAGGAUCAUUGUUUUUACAACCAACCAUAAGGACCGCCUUGAUCCUGCUCUGCUUCGACCUGGUCGAAUGGACAUGCACAUUCACAUGUCCUACUGUACAACUCAAGGAUUUAGGCUCUUGGCUACGAAUUACCUUGGCCUGGGCGAUCCCCACAGGCUCUUUGGUGAGAUUGAAAGCUUAAUUGAGAAUGUACAGGCGACCCCUGCAGAAAUUGCUGAGGAGCUAAUGAAGAGCGACGAUGCUGACAUAGCUCUUGGUGAAGUAGUUAACUUCCUAAAGCGAAAAAAAAGUGAAGCCAAUAACAUUGAGGAGGAAAAAAAUCUGGCGCUUGAAGCCCAUGAUAACAAGCAAAAAAAAACUAGUGGAGCUGAAAAGGAGGCCAAAAGGAUGAAAACUGAGAAAAUUGCUAAUAGAACCUUAAGGAACUGUAUGAAAAGAUCCACUAGAGGAAGAAGACAUCGGAUGCCGUGAACAAGAAAAUGAGAGCGCUGUAUAUUUAUGGAUGAGUUGUACAACAAUUUUUAAGGCAGGGUUGUUAAAAAAAUGGUUAUUCCAGCUACGUUGAAGAUCUUUGCGCAGGUGUUGGUUGGUGUAUUUCUUAAUUUAUGAGAACAAGUUUGCCUUCAAAUGUUGAACCUGCAUUUUCAUCUUACUGGGCUUGACCCAGACUUGUAAAUUUGAGGCCUAUUAGUCAAGGCAUCAAGAUUGAUAAUUCAAUAGCUCAGAUCCUCCCAUUUUGCUCGUGUAAACUGUAUAAGUCGCUUUUGCUUUCUUUCUUUGCUUAUGAAGAUGUAUCAGUUGGUAAUGUGGUCAUUUAGUAACCUCUUUCGAGGCCUAACAUCAUAUAAUUUA
Messenger RNA from Ilex paraguariensis (yerba mate), 2028 nucleotides. Lineage: Eukaryota; Viridiplantae; Streptophyta; Magnoliopsida; Aquifoliales; Aquifoliaceae. The record is from the annotation of a GenBank genome assembly.